GAAACGGCUCGCAACCCAGCCAGCGUCCAAAACCAAAAACAAAACCAAAACUAAACGGCUCGCCACCCAGCUUGACUCGAAGUCCUCGUACACCGCGCACGAAUCACUGUUCCCACACCACACCACACCCCACUCCGCUCCGCUCUGCUUGCUCACGAGUACCAAUUACCAAACCAUCGAGCACGCGGAAAGGAAGAAACCCACCCGAGGAGGAGAAAAGAAAAGGGGAGAAACCUUCGCUAUCUAGCUGCGGAGCUCCCGGUUUGAGCAAGAAAAGGGAGUGACAAGAAGAGCAGGGGAGAGGCGAGGGAGAUCGAGAGCAAGGAGGAGGGAUGGGAGGGGUGACGUCGAGCGUGGCGGCGAAGAUGGCCUUCUUCCCGCCGACGCCGCCGUCGUAUGCGCUGGUGGAGGACCCGGCGGCGGGGGUCACCACGCUCAGCGGGCAGCCGCACAGGGAGAACGUCGAGGUGCUGCGCCUCCGCACGAGGAAGGGCAACUCCCUGGCGGCGCUGUACGUGCGGCACCCGGAGGCGGCCUCCACCGUGCUCUACUCUCACGGCAACGCCGCCGACCUGGGCCACCUCUACCAACUCUUCCUGCACCUCUCCUUCAACCUCCGCGUCAACGUCCUAGGGUAUGACUAUUCAGGAUAUGGGCAAUCAUCCGGAAAGCCGAGUGAACAAAAUACUUAUGCUGAUAUAGAGGCUGCUUACAAGUGCCUCGUAGAGAACUUUGGUGCCAAGGAGGAAGAAAUAAUUCUUUAUGGACAAUCUGUUGGGAGUGGGCCUACAGUAGAUUUGGCCAGUCGAUUGCCUUGGCUGAGAGCUGUUGUCCUGCAUAGUCCUAUAUUGUCAGGAUUGAGAGUAAUGUAUCCUGUGAAACGUACAUAUUGGUUUGACAUAUACAAGAAUAUUGAUAAAAUCCCUCAAGUCACCUGCCCUGUGCUCAUUAUACAUGGAACUUCUGAUGAAGUGGUGGAUUGGUCUCAUGGUAAGCAACUAUGGGAACUUUGCAAAGAGAAAUAUGAGCCUUUAUGGCUCAGGGGAGGGAAACACUGUGAUUUGGAGCUCUUCCCAGAAUACCUUAGACACCUCAAGAAAUUUGUUCACACAGUAGAGAAGUCACCAUCCCAUAGGCAAGCCUGGAGGGAAAGUGUGGAUCGGAUUGAACCCUCGCGGAAGAGCACUGACUUUUUCGAGCCCUCACGAAAGAGUACAGACCGAAGGGAGAAAUCAAGGUCAACCAAAGACAGGAUGAGAACCACUGAUCAUAGAUAUAGCAACGUUGAGAAGGACAAACUAAAGAUCUCAUUUGAUCAUUUCGAGAAAUCCAGGAGAAGUGUUGACAUCUUUGAGAGGCCGAAGAGGAACAUUGAACAGCUGGAUUGCGGCCGCAAGAGCGUGGACAGAUUGGACAGGAUUUGGGCUGGCUAAAACCUUUCUUAACAUCUUAUACAGGUUAUACAUGGGGGUUGGUUGUUUUGGGGUGUUUUACUUCUGUAUUUAUUUGUGUUCACCCAUGUGCUGGAAGGUGUGGCAUAAGAGUCAGUUCGCCGAAACAAAAGAAAGGUGAGAAGAACAGCUAAUUGCUGACAAGGUUUUCUCUGUAGAACUUGUGAUGGUUUAUGUGGUGGAAGAAGUUUAUGGUGGUCUUCGACAAAUGGUUGUUCUAUUAGGGGUGUUAAACUGUAUGACAAUUGAGACUAGUCCAUUGCAGCAUUGUGUAUAAAUUUCAAGUCAUGUUGCUUUGUAUCAAUAAUGUUUCUUCUCUUUAGUUGAACUUUUUGUUUGUGCA
Phragmites australis (common reed) is the source of this 1794-nucleotide messenger RNA. RefSeq lists its product as uncharacterized. The coding region runs from base 333 to 1433 and encodes 366 amino acids. The transcript has 5 exons. Lineage: Eukaryota; Viridiplantae; Streptophyta; Magnoliopsida; Poales; Poaceae. The record is from RefSeq and is a predicted model, not a curated record.